AUGAUGUUGACCCUCUGGCUAGCAAGCGCUUUUAUUAUCAUCAUAUUCUUCGUCCAGCCACUUCGUGCGCCCAUUGCGAAACUGCCGGGACCAUGGUAUACCAAGUUUACAAGCUUGGCUCUCAAAUACCAUGAAUUCACCUCAAACAGACGGCUCUAUAUCCACGGGCUCCAUCUGAAGUAUGGAAGUGCCGUUCGCAUCGCACCAAAUGAGGCGUCGUUUGCAGGUUUGGGUGCCAUUAAAGAGAUCUAUGCUUCUGGCGGGAGUGGAUAUGACAAGACAGAGCUGUAUGACCUGUUUCGUCAGUUUGGGAUCAAGACUAUGUUCUCGACUCUUGAGAAAUAUGAUCAUAGCCAACGCAAGCGAGAGCUCGCGGAUCGGUACGCCAUGACGAAUAUUCUGCGCGAGGAGCACGUUGCGGCGAUCAAGGACCGGGCGAAGGCCUUCGCGUCUCGAUGUGUAGCCUCAACGAAGAGUGUUGACGUCUACGUUUGGCUCCACUGCUUCGCCCUCGACGGCGUAACAAACUUCAUGUUCAGCCCCGGUGGUCUACGCUCGCUCGACUCCGACAAGGACUUUGAAAUCAUGGAAGAGCUAACCUACCACCAGAGCCUACAGAAAAACCUCCUCCACUACUACCUUCCAGGUCUAGUCCCUUACUUCCCGCAAAGCCUGAUCCCCCGUCGCUCGCCACUCACAAACGAGUACGUCCUCAGGAUGGCCGCGCAACAAUCCCCAACACCACACAGUCUCGUCGGCAAACUCGCACGCAAAGACUCCCCGCUCAACCACGCGCAGAUCGCCGCAGAGACCAAAGACCACAUGGCCGCGGGCAUCGAUACAACCGGGGACGGGCUCUGUUUCCUAAUGUGGGAGCUUUCGCAACCUCUCAACUACGUGUUCCAAGAGAGGUUGCACGAGGAACUCCGUACUGCGUCUUCAGAUGAUGACUCUGAGGGUCUUCAGCUCGACCGCCUCCCCUACCUUGAUGCUGUAGUUAAGGAAGCCCUCCGUUGUGCGCCUCCGAUUCCAAUGAGUUUUCCUCGCUAUGUGCCAGCCGGUGGAAAGAGUAUCGAGGGGUAUUUCCUGCCUGAGAAGACGAUCGUCAGUUGCCAGCCGUAUACUGUCCACAGACUCGAUACCGGUGUCUUCCCCGAGCCCGAUAAAUUUAACCCGGAUCGCUGGAUGGAGGAGAAAGGCGCAGCGGAGCGGAACAGGUUGUUCUUUGCGUUCUCCACCGGUGGUAGAGGGUGUACCGGUAGGAAUCUAGCGAUGGUAGAGAUGAAGGUUCUAUUGAAGGAGGUUUAUAGUCGCUUUCGCACGACCGUUGCGCCGGAUAUGAACGGAUGCAUGGAUAUUGAUGAUCAGAUUAUUUCCUCGAGGCCAAAGGGGCAGACUUGCCGGUUGGUGUUUAGUGAAAGGUAG
Aspergillus calidoustus is the source of this 1425-nucleotide messenger RNA. The record is from the annotation of a GenBank genome assembly. NCBI's taxonomy places the organism in Eukaryota, Fungi, Ascomycota, Eurotiomycetes, Eurotiales, Aspergillaceae.